CUUCCACCAAGAAGGGUAGGCGACACAGGGACCCAACAACACAAAACCCUCUUAGAUAUAGAGAGAUCGUCCUCAAGUAACAAUUCAGAACACCCAUCCUCUCUCCAAGGCCUUUCAACUCUCUCUCUCUCUUCCAUGGAGAAAUCAUCAGCUGCAAAGGAAUAUAGUAAAGGAGCAUGGACACCUGAAGAAGAUAGAAAACUUGCUGAGGUUAUUGCAGUUCAUGGUGCAAAAAGGUGGAAGACAAUUGCAGCUACAGCAGGUCUCAGUAGAUGCGGGAAGAGUUGCAGGUUGAGAUGGUUGAAUUAUCUAAGACCCAACAUCAAGAGAGGCAACAUCACCGACCAAGAGGAUGACUUGAUACUAAGGCUUCACAAACUAUUAGGGAACAGGUGGUCCUUGAUUGCUGGAAGAUUACCCGGUCGAACAGAUAAUGAGAUAAAGAAUUACUGGAACUCUCAUUUGAGCAAGAAAAUAAAGCAGAAGGAGCCGCAAAGCGAAGCGCCUGAAAGAGAAGGCAAGGAAGCUCAGAGAAGGAGGGAAACCGAAAGGGUGAGUGUGGAAGCGAGAGAGGAGAGUUCGUCCAACGGAGGCGAAGAGUCAAAGACGAGCGUCGAUUUCGAUGUGGACGAGUUCUUCGAUUUCUCUAACGAGAGUCCGUUGAAUUUAGAGUGGGUUAGCAGAUUUCUUGAAUCAGAUAAAGGCAUUUGUGAUGAGAAAUCAUGAGAGCUCAAAGAUAAUAAAAAUUAUAUGUUACGUUA
Syzygium oleosum is the source of this 761-nucleotide messenger RNA. Its product is annotated as transcription factor MYB23-like. The record is from RefSeq and is a predicted model, not a curated record. Gene Ontology annotation, biological process: cell differentiation. Gene Ontology annotation, molecular function: transcription cis-regulatory region binding. Lineage: Eukaryota; Viridiplantae; Streptophyta; Magnoliopsida; Myrtales; Myrtaceae. Gene Ontology annotation, cellular component: nucleus. The transcript has 3 exons. Bases 136 to 726 code for a protein of 196 amino acids.